Messenger RNA from Aspergillus bombycis, 1908 nucleotides. It is a transcript of the gene xanB, whose product is annotated as isocyanide synthase xanB. Gene Ontology annotation, molecular function: oxidoreductase activity. The transcript is spliced from 4 exons. The record is from RefSeq and is a predicted model, not a curated record. Lineage: Eukaryota; Fungi; Ascomycota; Eurotiomycetes; Eurotiales; Aspergillaceae. Bases 1 to 1908 code for a protein of 635 amino acids.
AUGAGCGCAACAGCAAUCCAGAUUCCAUUCGCUCCGACGAGCUUCUCGUCACUAUCCCCGGUCGAGUCCAUUGUCUUCGAUGCAAAAGCACUUCAAAAAGCAACAGAAAUCCUGAACGUCAUCUAUCGGUAUCGCGCACCCGUUCCCGAAUCCGUAGAGGAUCGCAGCGAUGAAGGAACCUUGAAGUUCCUCCCUCUCAUCUAUUCGCGAGUGAAAGCGCAGCAGGCGAUUCAAUUGAUCCUACCGGCCUUUCCAUUCAAGUCUCCAAACCGCGCGAACAAGGUCCUGGGUGCCUUGCCAGAUAAGGGGGAAGAGACUGCCCUGUCACACCUGAAUGGCCUAUGUGCGGCAAUUACGGAUAUCUAUGAGCCUGGUGCGAUAUUGACUAUUGCCUCCGAUGGUCUUGUAUACAAUGACCUCCUAGGAGUGCCCGAUUCAGAAGUCUACGCAUACGGACAGUCUCUUCGACAACUCGUCCUCGACCAGGAAUACAAUCACAUCCAAUUCAUUCGACUCCAGCACCUCCUUCACGUACAUGAGGACAUGCCCCUUGACGCAGCUACCUACGUGAGCCUUGCAGGAAGCUUCCGACAGAGACUGGUGGAGAACUACACACCCCUGGACUACGACUGUGCCGCCAGUAUCAAGGAGGACAAGGAUGUGUGCGCGACCUAUCGAGGCUACAUCAAGUUCCUCACCAAGGACCUGGAGCACACGUUCAUCGACGACGGAAGCGUUUCGAAGCGUUCCCACAAGCAAAAGCUUGAAUCGAUCGCCAAGGAGAUGAUCGUCCGUGGCAAGGCCUUUGCAGAGGCAAUUCGGAAGAACUACGCAGACCACAUCCGUCUAUCGAUUCAUCCAUCCGCCGGAUCCACCAAGAUCUCGAUCAAAGUGUUGCCGCUGGCUCUCCACGCCGUGACGCCCUGGCACUCCUCUCCGUGCUUCACCGUCGACGGACGAAUUGAGUACGGCAUGCGCGAGGUAUUCGAUAGCCGCGACGACGUGGAGUUAGUACACAAGAACGGAAGACCAUGGUACUACCGCGUCAAAUCGGACCUGUACGCCUGGUCGGAGCCGGUGGAGAUCGAGCCCCAAUACCCCUGUGGCCUGAUCAUCCGACCCACAGAGAGUAAUAUGUCCGUGACGCAUCUGGACAUGCUCAAGAUCCGUGAACUAGCCCAGGAGAACUCCCCCUUGAUUCUCCGCGGCUUCAACGACACCCGUGACAGAGAGCUGUUUGUCAAGAAGGCCGAGGAAAUGGGAACUCCCAUGCCCUGGAAAUUCGGCUUGAUACUUGAGGUCAAGGACCACGGCAGUGAAUCCCAGGGUCUCAAUAAUGUGCUUUCUGCCGAGUGGAUGCCAUUCCACUACGAUGGUCUUUUCAAAGUUUCAAAGGAGGUCGAUGCGGAUGGGAAAGAAGUCACGGUUUCUUGUCCGCCUAAGUUCCAAUUUUUCACCGGCAUGACUCCCUCUCCAAAGGACACAGGCUUCACGCUCUUCAGCGCCUCUCACCUCAUCUGGCACUAUCUUCCUCAGAACUACACGCUGGAACAGCUCGCGAAGCUGUCCUGGACAGUGAAAACCAUUUCCUUCGAUGAGGCCAAAAUCACCGACUUGCCUCUCGUCGUUCCACACUUUGCUCACAACAGGCCCUGUCUUCGGUACCAUGAGCCUUGGCCGCAAGAGAAAACGGCCUUCGACCCGACAUACAUCACGAUCCAGGACGUGCCCAACUCCGCGGAAAUAUGCCAGAUGCUGGAUUCUUUGCUUCAUGAUCGUCGUGUUGCUUAUUGGCAUUCGUGGGAGGAGGGCGACUGGGUGAUCAGUGAUAAUGUGACUAUGAUGCAUACGCGGAGCUCGUUUACGGCCAAGUCGGAUCGGUGCUUGAGGAGGAUUCAUGUUGAUUGA